Messenger RNA from Colletotrichum fioriniae, 633 nucleotides. The record is from RefSeq and is a predicted model, not a curated record. NCBI's taxonomy places the organism in Eukaryota, Fungi, Ascomycota, Sordariomycetes, Glomerellales, Glomerellaceae.
AUGGAUUCAAGAGGGCAGGACGACGAGACGCGACAAUUACGGCGAAAACCGGUCCCCUCGUACGUUCCGCCGCUUGGGUACGACGAGGCCCUGCUGCUCUCAUCUGCCCAUACCCACGUUUAUGAUUGGGAUCAGGAGCCCGAGUCCACGGCACGCCCUUCCGACGAGCCGCGAAGCACGGAGAUUGGGAGAGAUCUGCCCUCCAAGUCGACCUUUGCGAGCGGUGAAACGGAAUACGAGCUGGUGAAGACGUCGAGCGCCGAGAAGACGAGGAACAACAUGAGACGGCCUCCGCGACGGCGAUGGCAAAUCCUGAAAGGGUGGUGGCCAGAGAUUAUAUGGUGCUUGAUCAGCGUUGUAUGCAUCAUUGUUCUCGUCACGGUGCUGAGGUCGUACGAUAAUCAGCCACUGCCAAACUGGCCACUUGGUCUGACGCUCAACACCGUUGUUGCCUUCAUCUCCACAUUCUGUCGCACCUCUUUCGUUCUCCCAGUCGUCGAAAGUCUGUCGCAGUACAAAUGGAACUGGUACAAGUCGCCGAGGCCAUUGGGCGAUUUUGCCGUCUUUGAUGAAGCCAGCCGCGGGCCGUGGGGCAGCUUGAAGCUCCUGCUCAGGACGAAGGGCCGAUAUUGA